AUGACGGAGCCACGGGUGUACACACACUACACCACUGCACCCGCUGCUCCAGGUGGGGAAUGGGUGCGGUUCGUGCUGCUUUCGGAUACGCAUUCGCAGACGACCGCCGUGCCUGAUGGAGAUGUGCUACUGCACGCAGGCGACCUCACCACACUCGGCGAACCCGCGGAUCUCGAGCGUCAAAUCGCGUGGCUAGAGAGUUUGCCACAUGGCGUCAAGGUGAUUACUGCGGGGAAUCAUGAUUUCUGCACAGCUCCCGGCGAUUGGCACGACACUCGAGGGCGGGAGCUUGACAACAAGUACGGUGUCGCACACGAUGCAGCUGCACCGCUCAAGGCAGCGAGGAUGCUGGAGGCAUGUGGGAUGCAGGUUCUUCUUGGUGCCACAUCGACGUUUGUUGUCGAACGCCCGGAGACUAGGCAUUAUGAGUGGAGCGUAUAUGGGAGUCCUUGGUCGCCCGAAUUCGAGCGGUGGGCUUGGAACUAUACCCCCGCGCAAGCCAAAAAGAUAUACGAGUCGGUCGGCCAUGUGGAUAUUCUCAUCACCCAUACGCCGCCGUACGAGCUUGGUGGGCUGGACAAGAUCCACGACGGCACAUCGGUGGGGUGCAAGGAGCUGACACGCCGCCUCACCGCCCCACGCCACCACAAAGACGCCCUGCGUCCAAAGUUGCACGUAUUCGGCCAUAUUCACGAAGCCCGUGGCACCAAUGUGCUACAACAUGAAGAGGGUGAAACGGUGCUGGUGAAUGCGGCACUGGUCGAGUACGAUCAAGACCUGUGGAACACGCAGCGCAAGUUCUCGUACGAUGUUGUCGCUCACGACGUACCAAUGGCAUCGUCGUCCACCGCUGCGGCGGAAGCAACCGUGCCCAUCAUGCUCACCACCACCCUCGACGAAUACGCCAUCCCCUCCGGCCCCUACAUGGUCCCGGUCUCCUGGCGACGCACCCACCUCUCGACGCUCGUCAACAAACUCGUCGCCUCCUCCUCCUCGGGCCUCACCACGGUCCCGUUCGACUUUAUCAUCGACUCGACCCUCCUCCGCUCCUCCCUCGGCGAGUUUCUCGAAUCCUCGGGUCUCACCGCCGAAUCCACCCUCGCCAUCGAGUAUGUGAGGUCGACUCUGCCCCCGACAAGGCUCGCGGCGUUCGAACACGAUGACUGGGUAGCUAGCGUCGAUUGCACCAGGAACGCGCUGUACAUGACUGCCGGAUUCGAUGGAAGCGUACGUGUAUUCGAACCGACGGAUGCACAGAAUGCGGUGCACACCUUUUCCACCGUCAACAAGGCCGCGGUUCAGGGCGGAAGGAAUACCGCACUCACCAAGGCCAAAUGGACCCCACAGGGCGAGAUUGUCACGGGCGGCAUGGACGGCGGCGUGCAGAUGUGGAGUGUCCAGCAGGAGGACGGAUGGAGGAGCGCGAGGAAAUGGGGUGGCACCGCGCACAAUGCGCCCGUGGCGGAUGUGGAUGUGGCCCAGGGCCCUGCGGGCGUGUCGGUGCUAAGUGCAGGUUGGGAUGGCAUCGUGGCGCUCUGGGACGACGUAGCCUCCACCACCACCGCCGGCAACAACGACGACGAUGACGACAGCGACGAUGGCGCCAAGCGUCGCAAGACGGCGAGCGGCGCGGCGAAAUCCACACGCGGUGCCCGAACAGCCGGUACAAAGGAGCCGACCAUGGUUCUGUGGCACGCGGCUCCCGCAGCACACGCCGCAACCGGAGCCAAGAACGUCUUUACCUCGGCAUCGCGUGUAAGCUCAGUGCUGUUCGAGCGCACGCCCGCGGGCAGGGACAGCAACCGCGCCUGGUCGGCGGGGUACAACGGGCUCAAGGGCUGGGACCUUUCGUCGGGCGGGACGCUGCACACGUCGCUCUCGAUGCCCACCUCCACCGCCGAAACGCGCCCCAUCACCGCACUCGCCCAACUGGGCCCCACGGCGUUGGUGGCCGGUGCAACCGACCGCGCCAUGCAGAUCUUUGACAUUCGCACCGACGCCACCACUGCCGCGCUGGGCGUGGCGAUCACCAACGCGCACCGUGGAGCCGUCGACGCGCUCAGCGCCCACCCGACCAGCACGGUGAUGUUCGCCUCCGCCAGCAGCGCCGACUCGCACGUCAAGGUGUGGGACACGCGCUCGUCGCGCAAACCGCUCUUUGUGCUCGGUACCGCCGGCGCCGAGGGCGUGCUGGCGCUCGACUGGUCCAACGAUGGCCAGCAGCUCGUGGCGGGCGGAAAGGAUAAGCGCAUCACCGUGUACCGCGGCACCAACAUUGGCGUGUAG
Messenger RNA from Moesziomyces antarcticus, 2286 nucleotides. Its product is annotated as WD40 repeat-like protein. The coding region runs from base 1 to 2286 and encodes 761 amino acids. The record is from RefSeq and is a predicted model, not a curated record. Gene Ontology annotation, molecular function: hydrolase activity; protein binding. Lineage: Eukaryota; Fungi; Basidiomycota; Ustilaginomycetes; Ustilaginales; Ustilaginaceae. The transcript is spliced from 6 exons.